Messenger RNA from Micromonas commoda, 1083 nucleotides. RefSeq lists its product with no specific name. Gene Ontology annotation, biological process: dolichol-linked oligosaccharide biosynthetic process; polyprenol catabolic process. Lineage: Eukaryota; Viridiplantae; Chlorophyta; Mamiellophyceae; Mamiellales; Mamiellaceae. Gene Ontology annotation, cellular component: endoplasmic reticulum. Gene Ontology annotation, molecular function: 3-oxo-5-alpha-steroid 4-dehydrogenase activity. Bases 1 to 1083 code for a protein of 360 amino acids. The record is from RefSeq and is a predicted model, not a curated record. The transcript has a single exon.
AUGUUGAUCCAAGCAUCGCGCUUCGUCAACAGCUUCUGGCUGAUCUUCUUCGGCCUCAGCGUCGUCGCGGACCUGAACCUCGUCCCCGGCCUCUCCGGCUUCCUCCGAGCGGUCGCCAAGCGCGGCAAGGAUGACGAGGGCGACGAUCCGGCCGGGAAGAGACGACGACCGUGGUGGCAGGUCACCGUGCCGCACGGCUGGUUCACCCACUUCUACGUCGUCGGCGUGCUGUGGAACGCGGUCGCGCUGUUUCAUUCGCUGAUCGAGUGCGCGUGGGCGGGCUCUGACCCGUCGGUGGUGGGCGCGGCGCUCGCGUCGACGCUCUUCCAGGCGCACGUCACGAGGCGCCUGUACGAGUCCGCCUUUGUGUCCAUCCACAGACCGGGCGGGCGCAUGCACGUCGUGGGGUACCUGAUCGGCGUCGUCUACUACAUCUGCGUCCCCCUCACCCUGGCGCACCCGCUCGCGGCGGCCGCCGUCGUGGGAUCCGUCACCGACGCGUGGCGCCGCGGGUCGAUCGCGUACCUGCUCGAGCCCGUCGACGGGACGAAGCUCGCGGCGGCGGCGGAUGGUAUCCGGCACGUCCUCAAGUUCGCGUUCACCGCAAGCGGGAGGUCCGGCGUGGGCGCGCUGAUGAGCGGCUUCUGCGUCAUGGGCGGCGUGUACGCGUGGGGGGUGGGUAACGCGCACCAGCACAGGUACCACGUCGCGCUCGCCAAGCUCCGCGGCGGGGAAAAGAAGCGAGAAAACGUCGAGAAGAAGGAGCGAACGGGCGCCGCGAAGGAGUACGGCGUGCCCCGCGGGGGUUGGUUCGAGUCGGUAUCGUGCCCUCACUACGCCGCGGAGGUGUUACUGUACGUUGGGAUCUGCGCGGUGGCGUGCGGGUCGGGGCUCGGCGCGGGGGGGAUCGCGACGGGCGCAGCCGGAUUCGGGCCGGCGGCGGCGCUCGCGCGGACGGCGCCGAUGCUCGCGUCGGUGGCGGGCAACCUGUCAAUCGCGGCGAGACGAAACCACGAGUGGUACCUGCGUCACAUGCCGGACUAUCCCAAGGGCAGGUGGGCGAUGAUACCGGGAAUCCUGUGA